Molecule: messenger RNA, 429 nt
Organism: Mesorhabditis spiculigera
Lineage: Eukaryota; Metazoa; Nematoda; Chromadorea; Rhabditida; Rhabditidae
Source: the annotation of a GenBank genome assembly
AUGGCACCACUGAAGGUGAUAAAAUCGAGGACAUUUUCCGGCUAUUUUGCCGAUCGCUACGGGGCCAAGAGGCUUUUGAUAGCUGCUGCGUUGAAUCACAUCCUCGUCAGCUCGGUCUCGCCAUCUCUUGCUCAGGCCAAUUUUUGGGCUUUUUUCGCGGCUCGGCUUUUAAUGGGAAUCUCGGAAGGUUUCGCCGUCCCCUGCACAAAUUCCUUGGCCGCCAGAUGGUUUCCGCCGGCCGAGAAAUCGACGGCAGCCGCUUUGUAUACAUCCGGGUUUCAGCGGCUUUUCGUCGUUGGUUUCCGCUUUUCUAUGUACAAGCGUGGCCGGGUGGCCUUCGAUCUUUUAUACAUUUGGAGUCGUCGGUCUGCUCUUCGUGCUCACCUUUUCCGUAUUUAUGUCGAAUUCUCCGGAGGAGAACAAAUUCAU